ACAAGACGGCUUGGAAAACUCUUGGGACAUCCAUGUGUGUGUGGGCCUGGCUUCAUCCUGGAGGACUUUUUGUGAAAAACCAUGGGGAAAAUUCCACCUCAGGAGCAAGAAGCUGGAUAAUGAGGAUUUUCUUGGUUUGGACCCUUUCCCUCAUGAGAGCCACGAGCACAGGUGGCCAAGGAGUGACAGGCCCCAGGCUGGUGAUGGCUGAGCAGGGCAGCUCACUGGCAGUGUCCUGCAGCUACAGGCCACGCUACAAGCUCAGCUCCAAGUACUGGUGCCUCAAAAACUCCCUCUCGCUUUGCUUGACCUAUAUCAUCCAAACCGAUGGCUCAGAGGUGACAGUGACACGGGACAGGGUGUCCAUCAGGGACAACCACACAGCAAAUUCCUUCACAGUGACACUGAGCAGUGUCACACCGGGGGAUGCAGGCCGGUACUCCUGUGGGGUGAAGAGGAGACUGAGAAACCGGUGGCACAGCAUCAAGGUGAUGGUCUCUGCAGCUGUUUCAAACACAACUGAGGACAGCAACGUGAGCCCAUGGACCACCAACCCUCUGUGCCCCAGGGGCUGUGAGGAGCCUCCAGUGCUGUCCAAGCUCAUUGUCAUCCCCGUGCUGCUCCUGAUCAGCAUCAAGGUGCCCGUGGCGCUGGCGGUGGUGUGCGGGGCAGCCUGCCUGCGGAGCCGUGACCAGGAGAGCCCGCGGCUCUCGGGGCCGUGCACCGGGGCACCGGGCUGCCCGCCCGUCCCGCCCACCCCCGAGCCCCGGGGAUCCGCUGCUGUCCCCCCGGGCCCCACCCUGCCGGGGCUGUGCCGCCCCCCGGGGUCACCCUGUGCCGGGGCGGGCUCGGCCCCGGGCACUGCCCGGCCCCUGCUGGCAGCCCCUGCGCGGGAGAGGGGAGGGUUUGGGGUGCAGAGAGCCUGUGUGUGUUGA
Messenger RNA from Prinia subflava (tawny-flanked prinia), 935 nucleotides. RefSeq names its product protein CD300H-like. The transcript is spliced from 4 exons. The coding region runs from base 33 to 935 and encodes 300 amino acids. Gene Ontology annotation, cellular component: plasma membrane. Lineage: Eukaryota; Metazoa; Chordata; Aves; Passeriformes; Cisticolidae. The record is from RefSeq and is a predicted model, not a curated record. Gene Ontology annotation, molecular function: transmembrane signaling receptor activity.